Messenger RNA from Nematostella vectensis (starlet sea anemone), 1576 nucleotides. RefSeq lists its product as uncharacterized. The coding region runs from base 116 to 1504 and encodes 462 amino acids. The record is from RefSeq and is a predicted model, not a curated record. Lineage: Eukaryota; Metazoa; Cnidaria; Anthozoa; Actiniaria; Edwardsiidae. The transcript has a single exon.
UAACCUCGUUUUGGAACACAGUUGGAACACAUUUUGCAAGUAUUUACAAUUUCUUCCAAGUUUCUCGAUCGUUAUACGUUUAAUAUCUUCUAAAUCUCAUCAUAAGAAGUCUAUUAUGCCUAAAAAUCGAAGUGUUAGACGACCAAAGAGAAGAUUCUCGGGCAAUCAGCACACAAAAUUGCAAGAAACGUCGCCUAAAAUAGCCAAGAAAGACGAUGUCGACGAGACACGUGUUGAUGUCAACACGUCCUCUAGGCGAUCUGUUUCGUCUAAAAAACUAUCUAAAGACGUCCCAAAAUUGUCUACAUCUUUCCACGAACAGUCAGGGGAACCUUUUAUCACUGGAUACAGGCUCAUUGAUAUAGAAAUACUCAGUGAGAUAUUGUAUUCUCGUCGCUGCAGUGAGUGUGCCGAUUCCAGUCUUACGUUGAUGGAAAAUCAACUUCAAAGGAAAGGCUGUGCUUCCAGUCUUAGGCUAUUGUGUUCUUCGUGUGGCUGGAAAACAGAGUUUUUCACUUCGAAAAAGCAAGCGAAGAGUUAUGAAGUAAACAGGCACCUGGUUUAUUCCAUGCGAUCGCUUGGUAAAGGCCACAGUGGAGCAAAAAGGUUUUGUACCUUGAUGAACAUGCCGCCACCUCCAACCGCACGAGCAUAUUCCAAGAACUCAAAAACUAUUAGUAAGCAUAUUAAAGCUAUUGCUAGUGAAACAAUGAAGAGAGCAGCCAUUGAAAUUAAAGAUCAGAAAGCUGCUAGUGCAGAUGAUAUUGUAAAUUGUGGGGUAUCAUGUGAUGGUACAUGGCAAAAAAGAGGGUUUUGCUCAAAAAAUGGAUGCGUCACAGUCAUUUCCAUGGAUAAUGGAAAGGUCUUGGACACUGAAGCCCUGUCCCAGUCAUGCAAGCAAUGUCAGCAGCAUCCAAAUCUUGACAAAGAGAGUAUUGCCUACAAAACAUGGUGGGCAGAGCACAGCUUCAAGUGCAAUGCCAACUACCAUGGCUCUGCCCCUGGCAUGGAGUCGGUUGGAGCUAGUCGCCUGUUCAGCCGCUCCAUUGAUAAACACAAGCUCAGAUACUCUGAACUUAAUGCUGAUGGUGAUUUUAAGAGCCAUACUGAAGUUGAACAUAUGUAUGAAGAUGACGAUGUAGUUGUAGAAAAAAAAGAAUGCGUUGGACACGUUCAAAAGAGGAUGGGAACAGCACUGCGGAAAUUGAAAAAAACAAAUGCGGGAAUUGGAGGAAAGGGAAAGUUGACUGAUGCCAUGAUAGACAAACUGCAAAACUAUUAUGGCAUUGCCAUACGAUCAAAUCUCGAUGACCUGAAAGGAAUGAAGAAAGCUAUUUAUGCCACCUUAUUUCACUGUGCAUCUAAUGACAAGGUAGUUCUUCAUGACUAUUGUCCUGAUGGACCAAAUAGUUGGUGUGGUUAUAAGAGGGGCAGUGCAAAUAAGACCAAGACCUUCAAGCAUGGUUCUGGCUUACCUAAAGCCAAUCUAUCUCAGACUGAGUGAUGAUGAAUUGCUGAAAAAGUGCCUACAUGGCAAAACACAGAAUCAAAACGAAUCUUUUAAGACAGUGGGGGG